CUCCCAACUGAAAUACAACUACACAAAAGGUCUGUCCUCAGUUUGAGUUAGCAUAUGAGUUUCACAUCAUAGUGCACCCCUGUGUGCCCGGAAGUUACAAAGUGGAGGUAGGGUUUUAACAUCAGCCUCAGCUCCAUGAGACACUUACCUCAACAACACCUCCCCAGCAAAAGGCAGAAAGGGAGGGCUUGUUAUGCAUGGUUCUGUCCUAGUGUUGAAGACCUUUGGACCAUGUUGUAAACCCAGAAGAGGCAAACAAGCCUGUAGGAAAACAGCUUCUGAACAUCUUGUUCUAUGACUAGCAAGAAGUACUUCUAACAAACAAUAUCUUCCUAGAGGACCCUGUCAUGGGAUGAGGACUGUGACGAUGUUGCAUUUUCUAUUUACCCUCAGUGGUUUGGCAGUUGAACACAGGCUAGGUCUUUCACCUUCACACUCUACUUUGUAAAUGAAUAUGGAAAGGUGGUUUUUUUUUCUUUUCGUUUUUUUUUUUUUUGAGACAGGGUUUCUCUGAGUAGCUCUGGCUGUCCUGGAACUCAGUCUGUAGACCAGGCUGGCCUCGAACUCAGAAAUCCGCCUGCCUCUGCCUCCCAAGUGCUGGGAUUAAAGGCGUGCGCCACCACGACCCGGCUUGGAAAGGUGGUUUUAAAAGAGAACAUAAGCCUGCGCCUCAAGACCUAAAUUAGAGGACAAGAUUGUGAAGACAUUAGCUGAUUUCAAACUGUCUGUGGGUACUUUUCACUUAAGAGACAAGAUCUGCCGUCUGCCUCCAUCUGCCUCAGCCUCCCCAUUUGUCUAAACCUUUUCUUGCACUGCAUCCUCUCAGAUGAUCACAUCUCAUACUCUUGUAUUUCAUUCCAUUCAUAUAUGAAUAAUUAGACACAGUGCCACCAUACCCAACUUCUUUUGCUUUAUUUUGGUGGUACUAUUGGGAAUUCAAAGCUAUUUGCUUAAAUGGUUGUUGCCUGGUAUUAGCCUUAUAGGUUUAAUUGUAUCUCCUAGGCAGUUUCUGUUUUGAUUUUUGUUUGGUUGUUUUGUUUCUCUAUCAACUAGUAAUUCAUGUUAACCCUGUGACUUAAGUUUCUGAUGGUUUAUUUGUGUUGGUGUGGACUUUGGCUUUCUCUCUAGUUUCCUAGCCCUGGCAGCCACAGUAGAAAAGCUAACCUAAGAAGCAGUAGUAGUGAUCCUCCUGGCUACUAUUAUAUAAUAGAGAUUCAAAGAAGGAAGACCUCACUUCACUUCACUCCUUGAAAGCCUCUGGGACUUGUUGGGGCUUUGUUCUCAUUUUGGUUAUGCUGGGAAUCAAACCUACAGAAGCAUUCGACCAGCUGAGCUACUUCUUCAGCCCCUAUAGUUUUUGUGUUGUCUCACUAUGUAAACCAGGCUGGCCUCAAACUUGGGGAUCUGCCUGCUUCUGCCUUCCCUAAAGGAGUGUAUCACAUACAGCCAGCCCUAUUUCUGCUUUUUCUCAGUCUGUUUUGGUGAAUCUGGUGUGCUAAAUAAACUUUUUCUUGCACUGCAUCCUCUCAGAUGAUCACAUCUCAUACUCUUGUAUUUCAUUCCAUUCAUAUAUGAAUAAUUAGACACAGUUUUCCCCUUGGGCUUCUGAUGAGUUUAUUACAGCUCCCUACAGUGCUCUGUCUCAUUGACCUCUGCACACAGUGUUCACUCCUUAAUAUAAGCCACACCCCCUUUUGUUUUCCCUUUUAUAGUCCUAGCUACAAGACUCCCAAGCCAGGAGACUGGGCGUUACCCUAGCUUAUCUCCAUUUUCCUCAGCCUGCCCUUGAUCAAUUCACUUUAUAUUCUACCUUUAAGUUUUUUAUACUUAUUGGGGGAGGGACAUGUGUGUAUCACUAUGCCUGUGCAGAGAUUCCUCUGACUGUUUACAGGAAUUGGUUCUCUCCUUCCAAUUUACAAAGUCCUGGGGAUUGAAGUUAGAUCUUCAGGCUUGACAGCAAGUGCCUUAAUCUGCUGGGCCAUGUCACUGACCCCCACUUUGUCCUUCUUGUGUGUAUCUAAAUAUCAUUCAUUUCUCUUGUCUCCAUUGUCACUACCCAGUGGACUCAUCUGCAGUGACACCAUCCUAAAACUGGUUAAUAAUACUAUAUUACUCCUCCCAACAUCCAGGUCUAACUAGUGAAUAAAUAAACUUUUCAACAUCUCUCAGGUCAGGCAGUACAGAUCCUGAGAGUUCCCUGGGCGGGUGGGCGGAGCCCUCGAGUUGACUAGCCAGUGGCCCGCCUCGGGUGUGACAGAUCCUAGUGCUGCCUGCAAGUGCCUGCCUACACCUCAGAGCUGUUUUCCACGCUUUCAAGGCACCAGCUCUUGCCUUCCUGCUGCUCAUUAUGUCCACGUCCACGAGUUGCCCAAUUCCAGGGUGCCAGGACCGGUUGCCAGAUGGCUACAGCACCACACCUGGUGGCACACUAUACGCCACUACCCCGGGAGGCACCAGGAUCAUCUACGACAGAAAGUUCCUGCUGGAGUGCAAGAACUCACCCAUUGCCCGGACACCUCCCUGCUGCCUCCCUCAGAUUCCAGGGGUCACAACUCUUCCAACAGUACCACCCUCCAAGCUGGAGUUGCUGAAGGAACAGAAGCAGACAGAGGAAGAGAUAACCGAUGACGAACAAUUUGAAAUGGACAUGUAAUCUAGUGCAGAAUGACCUGUGUGGAGUAAUGGAAGGAGCUCUCAUCCCACUAUUGCCAUCACCUCUUCCUGGGUAUCCAAGGGCCAGCUGGCCUCGUCUAAUCCGGGAAAAGAGUGACUUGUUGGUUCUGGGCUUCCUUUAGUUCUGAGGCAGCUAGACCAGGGAUAGCAGUGGGCAACUUGCCAAGCCUUUAGCUUUCUCUGGUCUAUACAUAUUCCUCCCAAACCUCUUCCCCUCAGGGCUGGCACUGGGGACAGAGUAUGUCACCUUCUGGCUGCUUAGUAAACUU
This is a messenger RNA of Mastomys coucha (southern multimammate mouse), 2942 nucleotides long. RefSeq names its product eukaryotic translation initiation factor 4E binding protein 3 (gene Eif4ebp3). Gene Ontology annotation, molecular function: eukaryotic initiation factor 4E binding. The coding region runs from base 2348 to 2653 and encodes 101 amino acids. Gene Ontology annotation, cellular component: cytoplasm. Gene Ontology annotation, biological process: negative regulation of translational initiation. The record is from RefSeq and is a predicted model, not a curated record. The transcript is spliced from 3 exons. Lineage: Eukaryota; Metazoa; Chordata; Mammalia; Rodentia; Muridae.